Messenger RNA from Rhinopithecus roxellana (golden snub-nosed monkey), 1168 nucleotides. RefSeq names its product OVCA2 serine hydrolase domain containing (gene OVCA2). The coding region runs from base 174 to 857 and encodes 227 amino acids. The transcript has 2 exons. Gene Ontology annotation, cellular component: nucleus; cytoplasm. The record is from RefSeq and is a predicted model, not a curated record. Lineage: Eukaryota; Metazoa; Chordata; Mammalia; Primates; Cercopithecidae. Gene Ontology annotation, biological process: response to retinoic acid.
GGUAUCCGCCCUUGCUCUGGCUGCGCCACGCUCUUUGCCGUUGUCAUGGGAACGCCUUGGCGCUCCGAGGCCCGCCUUCGGGGUGUUGCGGGCGGUUGGCUCCGCCCUUUGCAUUCUACUUCCGGUCGGGGAAAGACCGCUUCCGGUGCUUCCGUCGCUCCUUGCCGGUCAUAAUGGCUGCGCAGCGACCCCUGCGGGUCCUGUGCCUGGCGGGCUUCCGGCAGAGCGAGCGGGGCUUCCGCGAGAAGACCGGGGCGCUGAGGAAGGCGCUGCGGGGUCGCGCAGGGCUCGUGUGCCUCAGCGGCCCGCACCCGGUCCCCGACGCCCCGGGCCCCGAGGGCGCCAGAUCAGACUUCGGGUCCUGCCCUCCAGAGGAGCAGCCUCGAGGCUGGUGGUUUUCAGAGCAGGAGGCGGACGUUUUCUCCGCAUUGGAAGAGCCCGCCGUAUGCAGGGGCCUGGAGGAAUCCCUGGGGAUGGUGGCACAGGCACUCAACAGGCUGGGGCCUUUUGACGGCCUUCUUGGUUUCAGCCAAGGGGCUGCGCUAGCAGCCUUUGUAUGUGCCCUGGGCCAGGCAGGCGAUCCCCGCUUCCCCUUGCCACGGUUUAUCAUCUUGGUAUCUGGUUUCUGUCCCCGGGGCCUUGGGUUCAAGGAAUCCAUCCUGCAAAGGCCCUUGUCAUUGCCUUCACUGCAUGUUUUCGGGGACACUGACAAAGUCAUCCCCUCUCAGGAAAGUAUGCAAUUGGCCAGCCGAUUCCCCGGAGCCAUUACCCUCACCCACUCUGGUGGCCACUUCAUUCCAGCAGCUGCAUCCCAGCGUCAGGCCUACCUCAAGUUCUUGGACCAGUUUGCAGAGUGAAAGAUAAGAAAUGUCUCUGCUCCUACAUCCAGCUCCUCUUGGGGUAGCCUCCGUCAUCUGUGCCCUCCCAGGGCCCUCCACUGCUGUGAGUGCGCCUCACUAGGACCAGUUAAGAGACAACUAUCAAUUCUUGAGACCCAAAUUAUAUGGGCCCUGCCUUGUAUUGAAGACAAGGGGAGCACAAGGCCUUAAUGGACAUUGACUUGUGAACCUCAAACAUGAAAAUGGAGAGCCCUGGAUUAGGAGGGUGACCUGGGGAAGACAGAGGCUGGCACCAUGGUGACUGCCACAUAAUAAAGUGGUGAUUUCGA